UGAUGUAUUCACCAGUGCGAAUCAGAUCGUAUGUUGUGGGGACGAGGGCUACAUGUAGUAUAGAGGUGGCUUACGUUAAUUGUGUAUACUAGGGUGAUCUAGUAUGGACCAGCCUGUCCAGCUAGAUAUUGAUGACACAACGCUAGACGCCACCAUCGACAGACUAUUCAGCGGGUUUGUCACGGGCACAUUUACAAUUGUACCCGCUACAGCGGCAUCCGACAUGACAGGUCUCAGUGGUGGAUUGGGAGAGUCGGCCGCAACUCAACACUCUCACGGGCAAGCGAUUCCGCCUACAUCCAGCGCGCCAUCACAACGAGCCUCACAAGUCUCUCAAUGUGAGCAGAGUACGGCAGUGACGUUGCAAACCACUGCCCCGUUUGGACAGACGUGGGAUACGGCUAGAGAACAGAUGCUCAUUGACGUUCUCAGCGUCGUCGCAAACCCUGUCUCCUCGGGCGCCGCCCUAUCGUCACUGCAGCCGGAGGACCGCGCACAGACUUCGCAACCAUCCCUGCUGACAGAAGAUCCGAGUCGUGUUCUCUGUACAAACAUGGCGCUAUCUGGCUUUAACGAUCCCGCGCAGAGCAGCACGUGUGUGUCACAGCAGAACUUGGACACUACUGCACUAAACAGUGGUUCAAAUUUACCAGCUUUUUCUCAACUGGCUGAGCUGAUUCAGGAUUACGAGCGUCCAGCUGGGGCAAACGGGGAUCGGAACGACACUGGUCAAGAUGGUUCAAUGUCCUGUCAAAGUUCUGACGCUCUUGAGACAGUCCAGCUACACGAUAUUGCUAUGCUGGACAAUACGGACCGUGUUACUGAGGAAAACGGUACAGAUCAGUGCACACCACACCAUGCAUCAGGUACAAGCUGCCAGACUCGCUCACAGACGAGGAAUAAAUUACGGCGGACCAGAUCCAGAGUCUCUGAGAGUUCCGUGGACGAUGCGUCACAAGAGUUUAAGGAAUACCUUAAAACGCUUCCCCCCGAAGAACGAAAGCGAGAGCUGAACAGGCGGGCGGCCAAGCGAUGUCGUGACAAGAAAUAUGAGAAGGAGUUGGAAUUGGAAGCUAAAGCGAAACAGCUUCGCGAACAACGUACUGAACUACUGAGAGAGAAGGCUCAGUUACAGGAACAAAGUAACUCGAUUGCCUCCAAUCUCCGCCAACACUCUUUCUGUCAGAGGCAUUAGGUGGCUGUGGUGGCUGUAGACGUUCACAGUCAAGGCCCAGUAUGUAGGAAGAAAGUAACUCGAUUGCCUCCUAUCUCCGCUAACACUCUUUCUGUCAGAGGCAUUAGGUGGCUGUAGACGUUCACAGUCAAGGCCCAGUAUGUAGGAAGAAAGUAACUCGAUUGCCUCCUAUCUCCGCUAACACUCUUUCUGUCAGAGGCAUUAGGUGGCUGUAGACGUUCACAGUCAAGGCCCAGUAUGUAGGAAGAAAGUAACUCGAUUGCCUCCUAUCUCCGCUAACACUCUUUCUGUCAGAGGCAUUAGGUGGCUGUAGACGUUCACAGUCAAGGCCCAGUAUGUAGGAAGAAAGUAACUCGAUUGCCUCCUAUCUCCGCUAACACUCUUUCUGUCAGAGGCAUUAGGUGGCUGUAGACGUUCACAGUCAA
Molecule: messenger RNA, 1620 nt
Organism: Haliotis rubra (blacklip abalone)
Lineage: Eukaryota; Metazoa; Mollusca; Gastropoda; Lepetellida; Haliotidae
Exons: 5
Coding region: 104-1195 (363 amino acids)
Biological process (GO): regulation of DNA-templated transcription
Molecular function (GO): DNA-binding transcription factor activity
Source: RefSeq, a predicted model, not a curated record